Molecule: messenger RNA, 492 nt
Organism: Peromyscus maniculatus bairdii (prairie deer mouse)
Lineage: Eukaryota; Metazoa; Chordata; Mammalia; Rodentia; Cricetidae
Source: RefSeq, a predicted model, not a curated record
CGCGAACCCCACUGCCUUGUGGGAUUGCGGCGGAAUCCGGUGUGCUGGAGAGGUUUUGCAGGGCUCUUUCAGGAACUACGGAAGCCGAGAGUGCCCGUGCAGCCAUGGCGGCGCACCUUAAAAAGCGGGUGUAUGAGGAGUUCACUAAAGUGGUUCAGCAGCAGCAGGAGGAAAUCGCUACUAAGAAGCUCCGGCUAACAAAACCAAGUAAAUCUGCUGCUCUCCACAUCGAUCUGUGUAAAGCCACCUCCCCAGCAGAUGCCUUGCAGUACCUACUCCAGUUUGCCAGGAAGCCUGUCGAGGCAGAAAGCGUGGAGGGGGUAGUUAGGAUUCUCUUGGAACAUUAUUAUAAGGAAAAUGAUCCAUCUGUGAGACUGAAAAUUGCAUCAUUGUUGGGAUUAUUAUCAAAGACUGCAGGAUUCUCUCCAGACUGCAUAAUAGAUGAUGCCAUUAACAUACUACAGAAUGAAAGUAAGUUGCAACUUAAAAGCU